CGUGCGCCUGCGCGUUGCGGCAGCGCACGUGUCCGAGCCGGAAGCCCGUACCGUGGCUGGAGACGCUUCGGGAUGGAGGGCGCGAUGGAGGCGCAGAGCGUGGGCGCCGAGGACGGCUUCACCCACGUUCUCCGCAAGGGAGAACGGCGGGCGAAGAAACGGCGGGCUGAGCAGCUGUCCUCGGCAGGAGAGGGCGCGGACGCGGGGCGUAUGGACACGGACGAGGCCCGGCCGGCCAAGAGGCCCGUGUUCCCGCCCCUCUCCGGGGACGCGUUCAUGAGUGGGAAAGGCGAAACCAGGAAAGUUCCAGUCCCAGCCAACAGAUACACGCCCUUAAAAGAGAACUGGAUGAAGAUUUUCACUCCGAUUGUAGAACAUUUAGGACUUCAGAUUCGCUUUAACUUGAAAUCGAGGAACGUAGAAAUUAGGACAUGUAAAGAUACCAAAGAUGUUAGUGCUCUGACCAAAGCUGCUGACUUUGUGAAAGCCUUUGUCCUGGGCUUCCAGGUGGAGGAUGCACUUGCCCUCAUUAGACUGGAUGACCUCUUCCUAGAGUCUUUUGAAAUUACAGAUGUGAAGCCCCUAAAAGGAGACCACCUAUCCCGAGCUAUUGGAAGAAUUGCUGGCAAAGGAGGAAAAACCAAAUUCACCAUAGAGAAUGUGACACGGACACGGAUAGUUCUGGCGGAUGUGAAAGUUCACAUCCUUGGCUCUUUCCAAAACAUCAAGAUGGCAAGAACUGCUAUUUGCAACCUCAUCCUUGGAAAUCCUCCUUCAAAGGUCUACGGCAACAUUCGGGCUGUGGCUAGCAGAGCAGCAGAUCGGUUCUGAUUGUGAAGGAGAGCCCUUUCAUCUUGUGUUUGGACUCCAGAGAAAAAGACCAUAUCCCCAACAAGUGGGCACAGGAAACAACAUGAAGAUUUUUUUCAGUCACUUGUAGCCUUGAUUUGUUCCUUCUUACCUUCUCAGUCAGACGUGAACAGAAAGAAAGGGGUUGAGUAUUCACAUUCAGCCAGAUCAUUUAGAUACCAGCAUUCAUUACCGUUAGCAGAUUUGCAUACUUUACAAUUCUCAUUUUGUGAGAAACUUAGGGUUUAAAAAGUUCUUCAGGGGCUGGAGCAAUAGCACAGCGGGUAGGGCGUUUGCCUUGCACGCGGCCGACCCGGGUUCGAUUCCCAGCAUCCCAUAUGGUCCCCUGAGCACCGCCAGGGGUGAUUCCUGAGUGCAGAGCCAGGAGUAACCCCUGUGCAUCGCCAGGUGUGACCCAAAAAGCAAAAAAAAAAAAAAAAAAAGUUCUUCAUGAGUUUGUAAGCUCUUUAUUUAUAAAUUCACUUUAAAAUUGUACACACAUUUCUUCUAGAACUUAUUAAAAAAUUAUCUCAGAAAAUUUCUGACUCUACCAUAAGUUCUGGGUAGUCUGCAUAAGCCAUUGUCAUGUGUAGGCUUUGAAUAUACUCAAAGGAUUAAUAACUAUGUCUCCAAAAACAUUCAUUCAAAAGAACAUAAACACACUAUUUAUUUCAGCACUGAGCACAAUAGCUAGGAUACAGAAUUCUAACCAGGUGUACAAUGAUAGAUGGGUGGAUAAUGAAGGUACGCAUAUACUCAAUGGAGUACUGUGCAGCUGCAAGGAAGGAUGGACUCUUGCAGUUUACUGCAACGUGGAUGGAACUCAAGGAUACCAUGUUAAAUGAAGAAGGAUAAAUACUGGAUGAUCUCACUUAUCUGCAGUGGGGAUACCUCAGUUACCCUUUACCUGGAUUAUUGAAAUAAGGUCAGAGAAGGAAAGAAAUCUAGAGAGUGUAAAUAAGAAGAGGCAGACUGGGAUAAAAAGGGCAGGGCAUCCUAGCACUUCGGUGGUGUAGAGGUAAGGGAUAUAUGUUUAAACAAAGCAGGAAACCUAAACCACAAUAACUGAAUUUUAAAAUGUGCCCAUUGAGGGCAAUGGGAGGGAAUAUGAGGACAUUGGUGAUGAGAUUGGUGUUAUUGCAUGCCUUGAAACUAUUAUGAGCACUUUAUAAAUCAUGGUGCCUUAAAUUUUAAGUUUGUAUUUGUCUUGCAGUUUGUACUUUAAAGUACAAAAUUAUAAGGAAAGUUUUUCAAAUUCCGUAUUUAAUAAAAGUAAUCAGAACUUUUUCAUUAA
Sorex araneus (European shrew) is the source of this 2143-nucleotide messenger RNA. It is a transcript of the gene PNO1, whose product is annotated as partner of NOB1 homolog. The transcript has 7 exons. The record is from RefSeq and is a predicted model, not a curated record. The coding region runs from base 73 to 831 and encodes 252 amino acids. Gene Ontology annotation, molecular function: RNA binding. Lineage: Eukaryota; Metazoa; Chordata; Mammalia; Eulipotyphla; Soricidae. Gene Ontology annotation, cellular component: nucleolus.